Eleginops maclovinus (Patagonian blennie) is the source of this 1557-nucleotide messenger RNA. Its product is annotated as LIM zinc-binding domain-containing Nebulette-like. Lineage: Eukaryota; Metazoa; Chordata; Actinopteri; Perciformes; Eleginopidae. Gene Ontology annotation, molecular function: actin filament binding. The transcript has 5 exons. Gene Ontology annotation, cellular component: focal adhesion. Bases 216 to 770 code for a protein of 184 amino acids. The record is from RefSeq and is a predicted model, not a curated record.
CAGCCUUCACACCGGACUCUGAGCUGCAGAGUGACGGAGCACAGACGCCGUUUCUCGGGUGCAUUUGACAUUUUUCCCCGCUUGUUUAACAGUGACGCAGCUUGAAGAGUGUCUCCGUGAGGAUAGUUGGGGCUGUCUUUCUGGAAAACAUUAACUCCACCUCUUUUAUAUUCAGUGGAAUUUAUCCUUUUUGGACCACAGAGGAGGUGUGGAGGAUGAACCCCCAGUGUGCCCGCUGUGGGAAGAUCGUUUACCCGACUGAGAAAGUCAGCUGCCUGGACAAGAACUGGCAUAAAGGAUGUUUCAGCUGCGAGGUUUGUAAGAUGACGCUGAACAUGAAGAACUACAAAGGCUACGACAAGAAACCCUACUGCAACGCACAUUACCCCAAGACGUCGUUCACCAUCGUGGCCGACACGCCGGAGAACCUGAGACUGAGACAGCAGAGUGAACUACAGAGCCAGGUGAAGUAUAAGAAGGACUUUGAGGAGAGUAAAGGUCGAGGGUUCAGCAUCGUGUCCGACACUCCAGAGAUGCAGAGACUCAGACGGACCCAGGAGCAGAUCAGUAUUGUAUGUACACACACACAAACACACGUAUACACUAUGUCACUGUUGGUCCUGGUGUGUGUGUAUGAAUGUGAGGGGUGCACUUUGGUCAGUGAGCACAAUCACACACACACAGAAUAUCGACAACUGUUGAAGAUGAAUGAAGAGGAGCUUCUUUUGGAACCAAUGAAUCGGGUAAGUAAGUGUUAUUUGUAUUUUUAAGGUGUUCUAAAUCCAGUCAAGAUGUCAGUUAUUAAAUCACAACUGACGAAGGAACAAAUUAAAUAAAUGUUUUAAUGUCGCAUGUCAGAAAAAGUGACAACCUGAGCACAACCUCUAAGAUGCUUUAAGUAACCAGUGUCUAACAUUAUAUUGGACAUUCAGAGCUCCAUAGACAAGCAGGAUGAAGACUAACCACCAUUUCAAUAGUUAAAUAAUACUUUACAAAGUGUCUUUAGAAAAGUCAAUAAUGAAUGAGGUGGAGGAUGAAGAAUCCCAUCAUGUAAACGAUUCAUUAUUGAUUAUAUCGGAACAGCUCGGAGUGUAUCAUGUAACGUAGAUGUAAGUAAAACAAUUUGUGUUAUUUUGCUUAUAAAAUACCGCAUAGGUCAGGGAAUCUCUGCAGCAGGACAAUGAUCCAUUUAUAAUUGUAUUUCUUUUACAUUUGCAAUGUGGAUCUAAAUGAAAUGCAUUUUCAGCCCUAUUUGUAAUGGUGCUUUUAAUUAUUCUAAAUGAUUUAAUGUUGAUUUUAUGGUAACAAUACAGCUUCUAAACAUAAAGGUUAUAAUUUGAUGAUUAAUGUACCUAUAUGUGGUGUGUGAGUGUGUGUGCACAGAUGCUUCUCCCAUGAGUCCCAGUGACCCAGCAACCCUCAGCAGAUGAUGCCAAGCUUUGCGUUGUGAAUGAGCAGAUGGGCGCUGUCCUGUUUACCUCGGCUGCCAUCUGACGCUCCUCACUGCCAGAUACCUGCUGCUGUUGGGACACUGUCGGAAUACUAGUCAUCUUUAUG